This is a messenger RNA of Sipha flava (yellow sugarcane aphid), 3962 nucleotides long. Its product is annotated as scavenger receptor class B member 1-like. The transcript is spliced from 10 exons. Lineage: Eukaryota; Metazoa; Arthropoda; Insecta; Hemiptera; Aphididae. Gene Ontology annotation, molecular function: scavenger receptor activity. The record is from RefSeq and is a predicted model, not a curated record. Gene Ontology annotation, cellular component: membrane; cytoplasm. The coding region runs from base 440 to 2116 and encodes 558 amino acids.
CACCGGAUUCAGUCGGCCGGCUAAAGGUUCAAUGAAAACUUCUCCAGCUCGUCCGCUCCGGUUUAUAUAGUGCGGCGCUUCGCUGUUUCCGCGCACAACGCACUCGAUAUCGCACUCGACACCGACCGCGUCCGUUCCGCGUACACGCACACGUCUGCCACUCGCACAAGCACACCGUUCUACCGACCCCCGGGGUUGUUGUCCGUCCGUCGACGAAAUCUCUCUCGUCCGACCAACAGUCCCUGGUGGCCAAAGAUCCCUCCGUCAGUCCCGUCCGUGUCGCCCCGCAGCCGCCGCAGCCAGCACACGUUCACGGACCGCGCGAACCGGUUGAAGCGCGCGUGGAAUGCGCCCGCGGCCCACCCGUGCACCGUAACGGUCCGCGACGGUUCGCGUCCAACCCGGUCUCGGCGCUGUCGGACGUUCGCGCGCAAAUGAAAUGCAACAACACAUAUUCGGACACGCUAGGUACGGUCUAUGCGGUUUCGGUCUGCUCAUCGUGUCGCUCGCGUUGCUCUACUUCGACCCGGUGGAGAUCAUCAAAUCAACGGAAUUGAAAUUUGUUGACAAAUCGUAUGCGUAUCAACUAUGGCAAAAACCUCCAGUCAAGGUAUACGUCAGCGUGUACAUAUUCAACGUGACCAACGCAGAUAGGUUCCUCGAGGGCGAAGAUGAAAAAUUGAACGUUCAAGAGAUAGGACCAUAUGUUUAUUGGGAGGAAUUGGAGAACACGAAUUGCACGUUCAACAGCAAUGACACGAUAACGUACAUUCCGAGAAGGAAACUUCACUUCGAACUCUCGUCGUCCGUCGGAGAUCCCGAAACGGACCGAAUCAUCAUCCCCAAUAUCCCCUUGCUGGGAUUCAGUUCGAUGCUCCGAAACUCGCCAAUGUUUGUCAACGUGGUGUUUAAUUCGUUGGUCGAAUACCAGGAUUCAAAACCGAUGCUCAAUUUGUCGGUAAAGGAAUUUCUGUGGGGAUACGAUGACAAUUUAGUGAAGAUGGCCAGCAAUGUGUUGCCCACGUGGAUCAACUUUGAUAAGUUUGGACUAUUAGAUCGGAUGUUAGACGAAGGGACUAACAUCAUCACGAUGGCUGUACCCACGGAACGUCAGAAAAAACGACCUUACACAAUAGAUCAGUUCAACGGGUCACCUAUGCUGCAUCAAUGGACCAAAAAUGACGAAUCCGCGGAUACACCUACAUUGGAAAAAGCGACAGAGGGGAUACUCUUCCCCAGACACUUGACACCGGAUAUGAAUUUCCCAAUCUACCGAAAAGCUUUUUGCCGAACCUUGCCGUUAACCUACGAUUCCACUGGGAAAAUGCCUGACGGGUAUCCGGUGUACUUGUACAAGUUCCAACCCGAAGUGUUUAAUUCUUCUUUGGAAGAUAACCACUAUUAUUGUCCAAAGGACGGAUGCUUGCCAUCGGGCUUAUCGGAUAUAUCACCGUGUUACUACAAUAUCCCCGUGGCAGUGUCGUUUCCACAUUUCUACGGCGGUGACCCGUCGCUGGUGGAGAACGUCAACGGGGUCGCACCGGACGCGGGCAAACACGAGUCCGAGGUCGCCGUACAACCGGAUCUCGGUAUACCGCUGGAAGUGAACAUCAAGAUCCAGUUGAAUUUAGUCGUAAAGGCCACCAGAUUCGUGAAUCGCGCCCAGAAGUUCAACGAUCUAACACUACCAAUAUGUUGGUUGCACUUGGAAGUGAAAAGUCUGCCGGAAUCGUUGAUCGCGCUGCUCUACUUAUGCUUCAACGUGGGGCCGGUGCUAGUGAAGGCGGUCGUCGCGUUAACGGCAGCUGUGGGAUUUUUCCUGGUCGGCUUGACCGUCCGACGGUUCGGCAAAAACCAACAGCAACAGCAGCAGCAGCAGCAGCAGCAGGCCAACGAACCCGUCAGGAUCGAGGAUUGCGACCACGAGGAUUACGGGGACGGAGACGUCGAGUCGGGCGGACUUAUCGCCAAGCGCGGAGCUGCGUCGUCGCACCUGCUGAUAACGAAGCAUCUGCUCGGCGACCAAUUGUACUUGCCGUUGCAGCACAUCGUUCCUACGUCGUCGGUCAUCGUCGAUUACGAGGACUACGCGCCAGAACACGCGAGAGGCCGAUGAUGAUCGAUUGUCAUACCGCAGUGCGUCUUGUACACUCGGCGGUCGAAGUGGGUCGGGACACGAGGGGACGUAUACGGCGUCCCUUCAAUUUUUACGUUUUCCAUCUUUCCGCGCACUCGUUUUGUCCAUAAUUCUCACACACACACACACACACACACACACAUAAUAUUAUUACGUAAGAGGAGAUAAUCAUUACCAGAACACUGCAACAAUGUGUCCCUCCGCUUGUCUCGAGUCACUUCGAUCAUCGAUUGUACCACCACGUACGAUCAAACGCACGCACAAGAGUGUGUGUUUAAUUUUUAGUAUUAUAUAUUAUUAUCAUAAACAUGUUAUACAAAAUAAGUUUUAGGCACGGGUAGCGUACUCGAUGUAGGACCCUAUACCGUUUCGGCGCACGUGUUAUAAUUGCCUCGUAGUCUCUUACGCUCGCACACCAUUCCGACGGGUUUAAAAUCAUUUCGAUACGACACGAAACCACUUGAGUGUUCUUUUGGAAAAAAAAAUACCAAUCAUUUGGCUCGAUUCGCAUUGCGACUCGAACUGUUCGAUUUGUGUUAUUUAUAUAUAUAUAUAUAUAUAUUACAUAGUGUGAUAUUUUGUAUUUGAAAAAGUGUUCCGUAUUCGUAGACCGCCAACAAGUGUACGGAACUAAUAAGAUUACUUCGUGGUGUAUCAUUCGGUUCCGAUAAUAACAUCGUGUGGAGGGGAGGGGGUGACAAACGUACUUGCGUACAUGAGUUUGAAACGAGGUCGAACGCGCAAUAGUCAAUCAAACAUCGUGGUACGUACUUACGCCCACAGGUAUAGAAUCUGAACGUAAACAGCGAUCAAAACGACCAUGCGUUAUUCACUGCCGCGUGUGAUGUAGGCAAUAACAGAUGGAUUUCCAACGCCACGUGCCCCAUAAGUAAAACAUACCAAUCUUCGCGAAUAAAGACGUUCCACCCCCUUCCCUCUUUCGCUACGGAUCGACCGCGGACUGUGGUAACGCACCCGAGCUCCUCGGUUCAUUCGCGCUGUCCUGCCACCCCCGAUCGCACCAUAGAUCCGUAUUCCACGUUUCAAUUAAUUACUCGUGGUUAACAACAUUAUUCAAGUGUCCCCGCACUGCGCUGCCACAGUGUUAUUUCCCUAAACGGCUCUGUUGCUUGCUUGUUCCGUUCCCACUUCAGUUACUUUACUUUUUACUUACCUUACGAAGUUCGCAGAGAGUCCACGAGUCGACGCUCCGGAUCAACGCUAGCGUGCGCGCAGACGGUUUACGCGGCAGACGUUCUUCCUCUCGGACCCGAAUCCGCCCCGUGUGUCCCUGUCUUCUCCGCUCUUCGCCGCGAGAGAUCUGACCCACCCCUCGACAACGCCAAUCCUUCCCGAUCGGGCGUCCGUUCCGGCGACGUACCGACAAUACCGCUUGGACGCGGUGCACGUUUUACGCGACGCACGUGCGCUAGCGUUUUCCGUCGAUUCUCGCGCGGCCGACGAACAGUCGCUCAGGAAACACUUGUACAAAUAUUUAUACGGUUCCGGUGCGCGUUCGUCGCGCAGCCACGCCGUCGACAAGCGGUUAACGCGCGAAAACCGUGGCCCAGCAUUUUACGCGCGCGCCGAAACGGAGACGGACGCGUGCGCUGCCCGCCGACCGAACGAAAUCAUUUUUGUAAAUACCUGUGUGUCUUAGUCGUUAAGGAAUAAUUGUUACGAGCACAACGUACGUUUGUGCAGACAUUGAAAUAUUUUGUAAGCGCAUAUAUAUUUAUUACAAUACUAUAUAAUAUUAUACUGAUUACGCAGGCCGUAUUAAAACCGUGUGUUGAUUACAAUAAAAGUAUAUUUCCUGAAACGA